AUGGCCGGAAACAAAGUUGUCCUCGCCGAACAACUUGCAAAACAUUUUUAUAAAGUCUACGACGAGGAAAGAUCAACGAGGAAACAAUUAUUGCCUCCACCAUUAUUAUCAUCACCUAGUGUAGCAAAAGACACUUCAUCUAGUUUCUACUCGAUUCCUCAGAGUAUCGUGUCAAUUGACGUUGGGGUUAAAAAUCUUGCAUACGUGCAUGUCACAAAAGAUUUACGUAUACUUGAUUGGAAACUUCAUCAGUUUAAUUUUGAUGUUUUCGAAAUUGGAUAUUUUGGGCCCUCUGUCUUAUCGUUUAUUCAUGAUAUCCUGUUACCGAAGCAGGAUAUUGAAAAUCUCGGUGGUUUCGUGGUAGAGCAUCAACCGUUUAGAGCAAUCGCUUCGUUCGAGAUUUUAAAAGUUAUAGCUAUUGAAACCGCUCUUUGCGCUGUUUUGCUUGAUAGGAUUAAAAAAGGUGUGACUGUCGAGACUUUGAUACCUUUAAAGACGGCGAGAUUUCUUGAUUCUAAACUCGGAAGCAUUAAGGAAUCUGCAGAAGAUAGUGAAGGUGAAGACGAGAAAAAAUCAAAUUCAAAAAAGAAAAAAUCAAAAAUUUUAAACAAAUCCAGCAAGAAAGAAGAAUUAACAGAUUUUGACGACGACCACUACACAACGUGGAUGGAUAAUCUAGGGAAAAUGGCGUCUGUCUCAAAAAUCAAAAAAACCGGAAACGCAAAUAGAAAGAAACUCUCGAAAAGUAUUGUGAAAAGUUGGUUAGCAGAUCAUAAAAAUCUAUACACUAAAGAACAAUUAGAUUAUUACAAAGAUGCAAAAAAGAAGGACGAUUUAGCGGAUUGUUUGUUGCAAGCUUUUUCUUAUUAUAAUUAUAGGAAAACUUCGAUACGUGAGGCGUUUAAAUGGAUAGAUAGUCAACAAACAAGUGAUGCUGUAUUCUUAUCUUUGAAAUAA
Molecule: messenger RNA, 957 nt
Organism: Ambispora gerdemannii
Lineage: Eukaryota; Fungi; Glomeromycota; Glomeromycetes; Archaeosporales; Ambisporaceae
Source: the annotation of a GenBank genome assembly